Molecule: messenger RNA, 1272 nt
Organism: Rasamsonia emersonii CBS 393.64
Lineage: Eukaryota; Fungi; Ascomycota; Eurotiomycetes; Eurotiales; Trichocomaceae
Product: NADH-dependent flavin oxidoreductase
Exons: 2
Coding region: 1-1272 (423 amino acids)
Cellular component (GO): intracellular anatomical structure
Molecular function (GO): NADP binding; NADPH dehydrogenase activity; FMN binding
Source: RefSeq, a predicted model, not a curated record
AUGUCAGCCCGUGCCAGCGUCCCCGACCUCGAGAACAAGCCCGCCAAGGGCAUCUCCUACUUCACGCCCGCGCAGGAACCGCCUGCGGGGACGGCGGCCAACCCGCAGUCGGACGGCAGCAAACCGCCCAAGCUGUUCCAACCCAUCACCAUCCGCGGGGUGACCUUCCACAACCGCAUUGGGCUCUCCCCCCUCUGCCAGUACUCCGCCCAGGACGGCCAUAUGACCGACUGGCACCUGGCGCAUCUCGGCGGCAUCGCCCAGCGCGGUCCCGGCUUCCUCAUGGUCGAGGCCACCGCCGUGCUCCCCGAGGGCCGCAUCACCCCGCAGGACCUGGGCCUGUGGAAGGACUCGCAGAUUGAGCCGCUGCGCCGCGUCAUCGAAUUCGUCCACAGCCAGAACCAGGUCAUCGGCGUGCAGAUCGCCCACGCCGGCCGCAAGGCCAGCACCGUUGCGCCCUGGCUGUCCAUGGGCGACCUGGCCACCGAGAAGGUGGGCGGCUGGCCCGACAACGUCAAGGGCCCCAGCGACAUCCCCUUCUCGGAGCGCUUCCCGCAGCCGCACGCCAUGACCAAGCAGGACAUUGAGGAGUUCAAGCAGGCCUGGGUGGCGGCCGUCAAGCGCGCGCUCAAGGCCGGCGCCGACUUUAUCGAAAUCCACAACGCCCACGGCUACCUGCUGUUCUCGUUCCUGUCGCCCGUCUCCAACAAGCGCACGGAUGAGUACGGCGGCAGCUUCGAGAACCGCAUCCGGCUGACGCUGGAGAUUGCCCGGCUGACUCGUGAGACCGUUGGGCCCAACGUGCCCGUGUUCCUGCGCGUGUCGGCCACGGAAUGGCUGGAGGAGAGCCUGCCGAACGAGCCCAGCUGGCGCAGCGAGGACACGGUGCGGCUGGCGCAGAUCCUGGCGGAGCAGGGCGACAUCGACCUGCUAGACAUCAGCACGGGCGGCAACCACCCGGCGCAGAAGAUCCGCGGGGCGCCAGGCUUCCAGGCGCCGUUCGCCAUCGCCGUGAAGAAGGCGGUAGGCGACAAGCUGGCCGUGGGAACCGUCGGCAUGAUCAACUCGGGCAAGCUGGCCAACAAGCUGCUAGAGGAGGACGGGCUGGACUUUGCGCUCGUGGGCCGGGGCUUCCAGAAGAACCCCGGUCUGGUGUGGGCGUGGGCCGACGAGCUGGACCUGGAGAUCUCCAUGGCGAACCAGAUCCGCUGGGGGUUUUCGCACCGGGGGGAGAGUGUGUAUCUGCCGAAGCGAUCGGGGAGGAGUAGUUAA